UUGGAUGCCUACCCUCUUGUUAUUUAUGUUUAAUAACCCUACAGUAAUCUUGGUGUAGAUUGUGUUCAACAUUAAAUGUUAAAACAUUACAUUAUUAUUUUUUAAAAUCAUAACUCAUCAAAAAGUAACUCUUUAUAGAAAAAAAUGGAUUAUCUAGAGCCGGACAUGAAUGGGGCCGUACACCAUUCCACAAAGGUUAAUUACAACUGGGUAGAUAUCACUGAAGAUUUUUUAACAUCUGUGAAAGAUUUGCAGCUUGGAGAAUUGCUCCAUGAUAAUCUUUUUGGGCUCUUUGAGGCAAUGUCAGCUAUUGAAAUGAUGGACCCAAAAAUGGACGCAGGGAUGUUAUGCAAUAGAGGCACUAAAAAAGCAAAAUCUUUUGAUCAAGCUGUUAAGGAUAACAGUUUAAAAUUGGAAGGAUUGAGUUAUGAGGAACAAAUUGGUAUAAUUGACCAAACAUUAGCUUGCAUUGUGUCUUGGUUAGAGGGUCAUUCUUUGGCACAAACUGUUUUUACUAAUUUAUAUCUCCAUAAUUCUUAUCAAAUUGCUGAUCGACCCUUAAAAGCUUUUUGUUUAACAGUUUACAAACUUUUAGAGAUUAUAAAGGAUUAUAUUCAUAAGGCUAUGGUUUAUGAAGAAGAAGAUUUUCAGCCCAUGCAGUAUGGGUAUCAAUUAAAUCCUGAUAUUUCUGAACAACGCAUCAUCACAAUGUUACGAGAAGUUGAAGAGGAACUCCAUCGCAAGAUGCAGAAUAGAGAUCGUGAAAAUGAUAUUGAAGGCUUGGUGGCUUUAUUUACCCGAAUAAAAUUUAUGCGAGUUUUGUAUCAAGUUUUAAUAAUGUUGAUUCAGCGCAAAGAUGAUUCCCCAAUGAUAAUCGAUUGUCAUCGACUUUUGGCGGCUGCUUCCGAUAUGUUAUUUGUGAUGAAGAAGACUGUGGAACUCGGGAUCCAACCUCCAGAUGAAAACUCCCACAUGAUGGGGUUCCAACCUUUCAUAAACCAAAGAUUGCUUCCCCCAACGUUUCCUAGAUACACCAAGAUCAAACCACGAAAAGAAGCGAUGGUUUAUUUUGAAAUUAUGAUCGAGCGAUUUAAAAAUUUAACUAAAAUACAAUCAAUUAACUCUUUGCAUCAAGCUUUGGAUUUUUUUAUUGAAUUUAGCAAAGUGGCGCCGUGUAUUUUAUCGAGAUCGGCGCUCCAAUUGCUGUAUGUUCCAAAUAAUACCAUUUUAACGACUGCUAAUUAUAUGGCUUUGAAGGAUAUUUUAAGGGAUGCUGCUAAACAAUUUAUUUCGCCCCCCGCGUUGGUUUCUAAAGCUAUUUUACAUAAUAACCAACAGGCAAGGAUUUAUGUGGAUACAUUUUUUGCUCAUUGCACGAGGCCGUUUGCGAAUUUUCUCCAAUUAUGUGGUCAUAAUAGAGCGCGCCAACGGGAUAAGUUGGCGCAUCUUCUUGAAGAGUUUACGGCGCUUCAAGAUGAAGGGGAAAGAGUGGAUGCUUACCUCCAUAACAUAUCUGUGGCGUAUUCCCGGCCGCAUUUAGCGUGUUUUGGAACUUGGAUUUUGUAUCACACAUUAAGAAUAAUGAUAAUGUAUUUGUUAUCCGGGUUCGAAUUGGAAUUAUAUAGCAUACAUGAAUAUUAUUAUAUUUAUUGGUAUCUUUAUGAAUUCCUUUACGGUUGGUUAAUAUCUGCUUUAACUCGCGCCGAUACUUUUUUGAUGGAACAAGAGCGCGCAAUGGACGUACAAAAAACGAAAGGAACAAAUAAGAAGAAGAUGAAAUUUAAAAAGAAAACGAGGCCGCAUAACAGAGACAUAUUGUUUUAUCAAGCGCUACAAAAUAUGUGUGGCGGGUAUUAUAAGGCUUUAAUGGGAUUUCGAAUGGACGGGAAACUAACCAUGCCGCACCCCCAAUUCGACAGCGAACAAGUUCGUUAUGAACACCGUUUUGCGCCGUUUCAAAAUCUUUUAACGCCACCCCCCGUUCAAUAUGUUGAAUUUCGCGAUCUUAUAGCUUCGAAUAGAUAUCAACAACAAUCAGCUGAUAGCAUGUAUAUGUAUAUUUCUGGUUGUAAACAUUUUCAUCAGGCGAAACAGCUCUUGGAAACUUUAAACUCAACGGAUGGCGAAAUUUUGGAAUUACUCAGAAUCGCAAAGACAAAUUUUAUUGUUUUAAAAUUAUUAGCUGGUGGUCAUCGUAAAGAUUCGUCUGUUCCACCCGAGUUUUUAUUUAAAACCAAUAAGCAUUUUCCGAUUUUAAAGUUAACUUAGGAAAUAUUAUUUUUGUGUACAUU
Onthophagus taurus is the source of this 2291-nucleotide messenger RNA. It is a transcript of the gene Naa35, whose product is annotated as N-alpha-acetyltransferase 35. Gene Ontology annotation, biological process: N-terminal peptidyl-methionine acetylation. The record is from RefSeq and is a predicted model, not a curated record. Lineage: Eukaryota; Metazoa; Arthropoda; Insecta; Coleoptera; Scarabaeidae. Gene Ontology annotation, cellular component: NatC complex.